Cavenderia fasciculata is the source of this 1479-nucleotide messenger RNA. RefSeq lists its product as uncharacterized. The coding region runs from base 1 to 1479 and encodes 492 amino acids. Lineage: Eukaryota; Evosea; Eumycetozoa; Acytosteliales; Cavenderiaceae. The record is from RefSeq and is a predicted model, not a curated record. The transcript has 7 exons.
AUGGAACAAGUCGUAAGCAACGAAUUAGAUUAUAGACCAUUGUUGGUUUCGGAACCAGAAUACGAAUAUACAAGAUUAUUCCCACAAUCAGGCACGACAUACACAACAGUCUCUGCGGGAGGAAAUGAUGCCAUCUUUGAAAUCCCUCCAUCCAAAGCAUACAAUUUUGGUAAGUCUUGGUUUCAAUUUUCUUUUACUCUACCUGUUGUAGCAAACUUUGGGUGCAUGCAAUAUGAUUACUAUCCUGCGUCACUUGAUGAUUACAAGGCACUUCGAAAAGUUCUCAUUGAUUCAACUAUUCAAACACCAAACAUUCACAAUUACAACUGGGUAUGGAUUGAAGAGUUUGGAGAUGGAUGCUACAACUUUAAUCAAGACAACGUCGUAACAGGUAUUGAUCUUAAUCUAGGCGAACAGAAAUGGGACUUUAUUGGCUUUUUCGGUGUUGCCACCAAUCUUACUCACCAAUCGACUGUGAAAACAUUAUUUUAUUUAUCUCUAUUAAAUAAUAUAAUGAAAUACAAACUAUCGUCACAAUCAAUCAUCAAGACAAUACCAAUUGGAGGUGUGAUACCAGCAAAUGGAAAGCUAUAUUCACCAAUUAACUUGGACUUUAUUCCAGAUGUUGUUACUCUCAAAUAUUACUCUGUAUCAAAGAUUAACAAUGUAGUAGUAGAACCGAUCAAACUACCUCAACCACCGAAAUAUAUUCUUGGCUCAGAUAUGUUUAAUCAAGUCAGUGCAAAUAUCUUGUUGUGUGCACCGAAGAAUAGUGGUAAGACAGUAGUGAUUAAAAAGAUAUUAGAUGAAUGUGCUAACAGAGACACAAAAGUUAUUAUUUUUUGUGCAACAGUGAACAAUGAUGCAAGUUGGUUGGAUACAAAAAGAUUUAACAAGAAGAGAAAUUCCUUUUCAUUCCUUUACAAUACUCAAUCAUGGAAAGACACAUCGGCUAGUAUUAGAAAAGGUAAUUUAGAUUAUGUAUUGUUAUUUAAAAACAUUAAUGACGAUACCUUAAAGAUAAUCUAUGAAGAGCUAUCACUAACCAUUCCAAUUGAAUUAUUUAAACAGAUAUAUCAACACGCAACAUUGGAAAAGUAUCAUUUCCUUUACAUUAAUAGAAAUGGUGAUUUUAGAAAGGAUUUCGAUCAAAAUAUAAUAAUGUCAAGAGCAGCACCAGUAUUACAUGCACAAGCAGCAAUGAGAGAUGCAUACGGAACAGGCAGGAGAUAUGGAGGAGCAAUAUCUAGCUAUGGUGGACCAUCAAUGCAAACAUCAUUAGGCGGACAACAAGGAGAGGGAUUCUUCGAUUGGUUAAAGAAAGCACAUGAUUUUGUUAAAGAUAACAAGCUAAUAUCAAGAGGAGCUAAAGCUUUAGGAGAUGCUGGUGUACCAUUUGUUGGCAAGGUUGGUGAUGUAGCAGGUUCAUUAGGAUAUGGUCAAAGAAGAAAUCCAAACUAUGAACAGAUUCUGAACUAA